CUCCUCUCCUAGACUCCGCCCCACAAAAACAGAUUCGCUCUCAGCAUUAUAAAAUCUCGGCCCGGCAGAAUGUGCAGACCCAUAGAAAUUCUCAUUAACAUUGUUGCCUUACCAUAAAAGCCCUCAUCGUCCCCUCUACUCCAUUCUGUCAUUUGUUGUUUCUAGUUUCUCUGCUCUCUCUCUAUUGCCUUCCUCUUCCUUGUCUGUUUCCCAUUCUGGACACACAAUUUUCAAGUCUGUAUUUAAUCAUACAUAAACAUAUUCUCUGUGCAUACAUAAUCCUACAUUUAUAGGCUAAAAAUACACAAUGGGGAGGAAGGAAACAAAAGGGAGGACCUCUAGAAUCGGCAGCUAUGCGAUUGCUUCUUCAAUCUCUGACCCCAAUUCAGUUUCUUGCACAACCUUCAAUAUCCUUGCCCCCAUUUACAAAAGAAUCGCUCACGAGGAACCCAGCAUUAGAGAAAGCCAUUUCAGGGAGUUUUGGCUGGAUAGGAACCAGAGGAUUUUGGAUUGUUUAUUGCUUGAAAGAUCUUCCAUCAUUUGCCUUCAGGAAUUUUGGGUUGGGAAUGAAGAGCUUGUUGAUCUGUAUAACAAGAGACUAGGAGAUGCUGGCUAUCUUAUUUUUAAGCUUGGCCGAACUAACGGCCGUGGUGAUGGUCUGCUGACUGCUGUUCACAAGGAUUACUUUACAGUAAUAAGCCAUCAAGAGUUGCAUUUCAAUGAUUUUGGAGACCGAGUUGCACAGUUAUUACAUGUUGAGCUAGUUUUACCCCCCUCAGCAUGCCGGAAUAAUAAUGUUAGACAAGAAAUGCUUAUAGUUAACACACACUUGCUUUUCCCGCACGAUUCAAGUCUUUGCUUGGAACGAUUGCGUCAGGUGUAUAAAAUAUUGGAAUAUGUGGAAUCAUAUAAAAAAGAAAAUAAGCUUAACCCUUUGCCGAUCAUGCUCUGUGGGGAUUGGAAUGGAAGCAAAAGAGGACAUGUUUACAAGUUUUUGAGGUCUCAGGGAUUUGUAUCAUCAUAUGAUACUGCACAUCAGUACACCGAUGCAGAUGCACAUAAGUGGGUGAGCCAUCGUAAUCAUCGAGGGAACAUCUGUGGAGUAGAUUUUAUAUGGCUCCUUAAUCCUACUAAAUACAGAAAGUUGCUAAAAACAAGUUGGAGUCAGGCCAUCUUUGGGAUGUUUAAGUAUCAACUUCGCCGAGCCUCUUUGUCAGAGGAAAAUGCAUUUGCCUUUUUGAAGGCUGAUAGAGAUGAUGAUUGCAUUACAUAUUCAGAUUUCUAUGAAGCAUUGCGGCAGCUUAAUUUAAUUGGCCAUCGCAACGGACUAAGUAUUCAGGAGAUUAGUGAUUUGUGGGUCGAAACAGAUAUUGAUGGAAAUGGUGUUGUUGAUUACAAAGAAUUCAAGCAACGCAUAUGGAACCCGACAUGGUCUGAACAAAGAGACAUAGCAUACAAUGACUCUUGGGAUGACAGUGAAAAUGCCAGUGAGGAAACAAUUGGUUUUAGCAUCCAGAAUGCGGUUCUUUUCCCAAAGGAAGCUGAGAAGGGAAUAUGGCCCGAAAACUACUCUCUCUCUGAUCAUGCCAAGCUAACUGUUGUAUUUUCACCCGUAAGAAUGUGUGAUCUUAGUCGUCCAGCAAAUCGUUGAAAUGCUGUAGUUUAGAAUUAGUUUCAAGUGGAAAUGGUCUUGUCGGAUUAUAGGUAGAUCACAUAGCCUACUUCCCGUGAUCCAUGGCUUCUCUGCUAGAAGACACAUGUGGGAGGUUACGUUGGGAGAAACCCUGAUUGGGAAAUGAUUGCUUUCAUCAUAAUGUGUAAAUAACAUUGCUGGAUCUUUGUCGAAGAGAUGGCCUCUUGCUGCUCAUUCAUCCAGUCGUGUUCAUCAGGGACUGAUUAUCUGGUUGGUCUGUUUCUGAAAAACCAUUGUUUAUGCCAAUGAAUAAAUUACUACUCCGUACAUAAUAGUUUUGGUAUUAGUAUUACGGAGUAUAACUUAACAAACACUCCGUAUAUUUGAGUUAAAAUGUAAUUUAACAAAUACAUUUUAACUAAUUGAAUUUCAAUACGAUACAUGUAAAAAAAAUUGAAUUUUAAUACGAUACUUCUUUCAUGAUACAACUUUGUAGUUCACUAUAAGGUAUUGUAAAUAUCUUGUGCUCGAUACAAGGUAUGAUUUUAAUUAGAUUAUUAGAAUGGACUACCAGACUUGGAUACUGUUUGUGUUUGCUCCUACUUGUAAGAAGUGAUUAAUUUCAGAAUGUUAUAUGAAGAAUAAAUAAUAGAGUAAAUGUUGAUAGCAUUUGAA
This is a messenger RNA of Cuscuta epithymum, 2308 nucleotides long. The record is from the annotation of a GenBank genome assembly. NCBI's taxonomy places the organism in Eukaryota, Viridiplantae, Streptophyta, Magnoliopsida, Solanales, Convolvulaceae.